AUAAAACGUCACUGUGACCGAAAGCGUCCUCAAAAUUGGAGUGUGUUUACUUUGCAUUUCGCGUCCUCCAAAAUUUGUUCCAAUAUUUCAGACGAAAUUAGACCUCUAGUGCGCUAACUUGGCCAAGCUGCAAUUGCCGAGAUGGCCCAGAACAAAACGGAUUUGAUGGCCGUUCUGGCUGUGCUGAAAAAGUACAAUUUGAAGGGAACGGAAGACAUUCUGAAAAGGGAAGCUAGUUUGUCGGAUAUUCCGGAAAAUGCUGCGGGGGAAGCGGACGUGAACAGUGUAUUAGCUGCUUACAAAAGUGAAGGCGAUCCGGAUAUUUACGAAAAUUCGUACAUGGAGUUGCGUCGGUUUGUGGAGGAAUCGCUGGAUAUUUACCGGCACGAGCUGGCCCUGAUCCUAUAUCCGGUGCUGGUCCAUAUGUAUAUAGAAUUGGUUUAUAACAGCCAUGAGGAACAGGCGAAGAAGUUGAUUUCGAAGUUUGGCCCUGAGCAGGAAUAUUACUACCAGGAUGAGCUGACCAAACUGGCCAUGGUCACAAAACGAGAUCAGAUGAGCGGAAACGAUCUGACGGAUACGUUCAAGUCUAACGCUUUUACCAUACGGAUUUCAAGAGAUACAUUAUCAUUGCUGAAGCGGCACCUACACGAAAAGAAAGCGUCCGUCAUUUUAAACAUCGUAAACGAACAUCUGUUUUUCGAUCUGUACGAGGGAGUUGCUCGGAACAAGGCACAAUGUGAUGCCACUUCCGGUGCGAUGAUAGGUGAGGCCAAACGACUCGACAACAAAGUAAAGGUUUACUAUGGCUUGUUGAAAGAACCGGACGUUCAGACCCUAGUUCAAGCUCCCCCUGAAGAAGAUGAUGACAUGGAUCCGGACGCUCCGGAUAAGCCUAAAAAGAAGAAGCCCAAAAAGGAUCCUCUGUUUUCGAAGAAAUCGAAAUCCGAUCCCAAUGCACCGCCACUUGACCGAAUUCCGCUGCCCAAGUUGAAAGACGUAGACAAGGUGGAGAAGAUUAAGGCCUUGAGAGAGGCGUCCAAGAGGGUGAAUCUGGGACCGGACUGUUUGCCGUCCGUCUGUAUGUACACACUGCUGAAUGCGAAUUAUACAGUAACUUGCGCCGAGAUAUGCGAAGACUCCAGUCUUAUUGCCAUAGGCUUUUCCGAUUCAUCCAUCAAAGUGUGGUCUCUGUCGCCUAUCAAGUUGCGAGAGAUGAAGGCGGCGGAUCUCUUGAAGGAAAUUGAUCGCGAUGCCGACGAUGUACUGAUACGGAUGCUGGAUGAUCGCAAGGCGGAAACCAGUCGGAUGUUGUACGGCCACAGUGGUCCCGUGUACCGCACUGCAUUCUCGCCGGACCGCACCAUGCUUCUGUCAUGUUCGGAGGACUGCACCGUUCGCCUGUGGUCGCUGCAUACCUGGACCUGCGUGGUGGUGUACAAGGGUCAUCAGUUCCCGGUUUGGGAUGUUCGCUUCUCGCCUUAUGGACAUUAUUUUCUCAGUUGUUCGCAUGACAAAACCGCUCGACUGUGGUCCACGGAUUCCCACCAGCCGCUGAGAAUCUUUGCAGGGCACCUUUCCGACGUUGAUGUUUGCAUUUUCCAUCCGAACUCAAACUACGUAGCUACCGGGUCGAGUGACCGUACCGUUCGCUUGUGGGACAUUAGCGUCGGAAACCACGUGAGACUGAUGACUGGUCAUAAGGCACCAAUACAUUCACUGGCGUUUUCCAUUUGCGGACGCUAUCUGGCCUCAGGUUCGGCAGAUUGCCGCGUUCUGGUUUGGGACCUGGCCCAUGGUCAUCUGAUCGCGGCUCUCUGCGGUCACUCUGCAUCCGUCCACUCACUUUGCUUCAGCCGUGAUGGAACUCUGCUGGCCACCGGCGGACUUGAUUGCUGUCUCAAACUGUGGGACUUUUCCAAACUGUGCGAAGAUAUCAGUGGCGAGAAUGUAAAUGUGUCGCACAAUCCUGAUGUCCGCGAUGGGGAACCCUAUCUGGUGCGAUCGUUUCCUACGAAGCAGUCGCCGUUUCUCACAUUACACUUCACCCGGAGGAAUCUACUGCUGGGUGUUGGCAUGUUCGAUGGAUCAGCCUAAGGUAAGUGAAACGAGUUCAUUCCGGAUGUGCGUCUGAUCGUGUUUAUCAAUUUAGUAUCGUAUUAUUCUACGAGCAAUAGAUGUAUUAAACAGUGA
Armigeres subalbatus is the source of this 2193-nucleotide messenger RNA. RefSeq names its product transcription initiation factor TFIID subunit 5 (gene Taf5). Gene Ontology annotation, biological process: transcription initiation at RNA polymerase II promoter. Gene Ontology annotation, molecular function: protein binding; RNA polymerase II general transcription initiation factor activity. NCBI's taxonomy places the organism in Eukaryota, Metazoa, Arthropoda, Insecta, Diptera, Culicidae. The transcript is spliced from 4 exons. The record is from RefSeq and is a predicted model, not a curated record. The coding region runs from base 142 to 2097 and encodes 651 amino acids. Gene Ontology annotation, cellular component: transcription factor TFIID complex.